AUGGGUACUUAUGGUGAGAUCCACAACGACAACAUCAUCAAGGCGACCAUGGAGGAGCUCACUGAAGAGGAGCGCAAGACCUACCUCAUCGCUGAAGAGCACCUGAAGGAGCAGUUUCUUCAGGGAUUCAAGAAGGAGCGAGGAGGCCUAGUCAAGAGGGUCGGGGAGUUCGUGAUGCCAUCGUUCAAGUUAAACCAAGACAAGGUCGAGGUACUUCCUAAUGAUCCCUCUGAAUUAGUUAGGGGCCCGGGCCUGGCCUGCCUUAUCCUCUCCCGUCGGCCCCUCGGUCUCCCUCGACUCCCUCGGUCUCUUGCGUUACCCAAUCCCAUCCUCCGCCGCCGCCCAUCCCCUGCGGCUCCACCUCCCUCCCCCACUCCUGCCAGCGGCGCGGCUCCUUACAGCUGCGCGGCGCGGCCAGCAGCGCGGCGGAUCGGCGCGGCGCGUCGCCGCCCCCAUUGCGGCGGCGGCCGGGCGCGGUUCCCUGGCGCCGCUGCCGUUGGCCAGUACGUGCCAUUCGGGGAGUGGCCGUCGGGGGAUAUUCCUACUUGCGGCGGCGGAAAUGGCGGCAGCGGUGGGGGCCACGCGGCGAUGCAGGGCGGGGCGGUGAGCAGCACCAUCGCGUCGUCCAUCGAGUCGCUGAGCUUCAUCAACCAGGACCUGCACUGGAAGCUGCAGCAGCGGCUGGCCACCAUGUUCCUGGGCCCGCCGAGCUCCACCACCGCGCACGUCGACGGCGUACCAGUACCAGCAGCGGCACACGUCUGACUUUUUUUCUCGGCAACAAACUAACUGAUAGGCUUGGAGCGAGGACACCGUGACCUAAAAUCAGCUAGUUGGUCUCGCAAGAACUGAAGAUCAACAACAAGGACUUCUCGCAAGAACUGCACGGGGCUGCAGAAACUUGACGAGGCCGCGGCAGAACAGUUGGAGAUGGAGGCAGGGCUCGCGGAUCUUGCGCCGGCGUCGCCCCACGGACCUUGCGUCGGGGUAGCCCGCCGGGUACUGCGCCCAACGAUGCUGCACGGAGCCAAGAGGGAGGACGGCGGAGGGAUUGAAGACUAGAUGCUAGAUAAAUUAAGAAGCGGAGAGUGGAGAGCCCAUGGCGGAAUGGCGCGAAAGAGGACUGGCGCGAGGCGGGAGCCGAAAAUUUUCACGAUUGGGAGCUUGUCCUCGAGGCGCAAAUAUAGCUCCGGAUGGCUUCGGUUUUGGAACUGCGGAGUGAUUGGGCAUUGGGAUAGGCACUGUUGGAGCCAUAUUUUUCCAUUUAUUUCCAAAACAAAAGUUUUUGGGAUGUAUUUUGGGUACUCUUGGAGAUGCUCUUACAACACUAGCUUUUCCACACGGA
Messenger RNA from Panicum virgatum (switchgrass), 1345 nucleotides. RefSeq lists its product as uncharacterized. The record is from RefSeq and is a predicted model, not a curated record. NCBI's taxonomy places the organism in Eukaryota, Viridiplantae, Streptophyta, Magnoliopsida, Poales, Poaceae. Bases 1 to 765 code for a protein of 254 amino acids. The transcript has 2 exons.